AGGGAAUCCGCUCUCCUCCCUCUCCCGUCACUCAGUCGCCUGGGUUGAGCCGAGGACUACAUCGGCCGCUGGAUUAUGUCGCUUGACCUCUGAUGCGCCGGCCGCUCUGGGGGUUUAUGAUAUUGACUGGGAUAAAGAUUGAAGCUGAACAGAAGAACAAGACGUCUGACAUCCGAGGAGGAGAAAGGAAAAAAAGGGGAUUCAAGUCUUUCCUGUGUGAGUCAGCGCACACGUGUCCCGUCGGCCGCGUGACCGAGUGGGGAGAGGCGGGGGUCUUUGGUGGCGGACCUUGGCGUCGCACGCUGAUGAUGGAGAGGAGGAGGAUGGGCGAGACAGACUUGCCGCUGCUCCCGCUGGUGGUGGCGGCGGCGGUGUUGCUGGGACAUCUCGCCGCAGCGCUGGAGGUUCCGCUCGAUCUGCCGCAGCCCCCGACUAUUACUCACCAGUCCCCCAAGGAUUACAUCAUCGACCCGCGGGAGAACAUUGUCAUCCAUUGUGAGGCCAAAGGGAAGCCUCAUCCCAGUUUCUCCUGGACGAGAAACGGGACUCACUUUGACCUGGAUCAGCACCCCAAUGUGCACAUGAGGGCCCACUCGGGGACGCUGGUGGUGGACAUCAGCAGGGAGCGGGCGGAACAUUACGAAGGCGCCUACCAGUGCACGGCUAGGAACAAACACGGGACGGCCGUCUCCAACGACAUCGUGGUGCGGCAGCCCAGGUCGCCUUUGUGGUCCAAAGAGAAGAUCAAGCCGAUCGUCAUUCAGGAGGGCGUGUCUUUGGUGUUGCCAUGCCGACCGCCCGCCGGCUUCCCUCCCCCAAUUGUUUUCUGGAUGGACAACAACUUCCAGAGGUUGCCCCAAAGCAACAGGGUGUCGCAAUCUUUAAACGGAGACCUUUACUUCUCCAACGUGCUGCGCGAGGACUCCAGGAACGACUACAUCUGCUACGCCCGCUUCCCGCACACGCAGACCAUCCAGCAGAAGCAGCCCAUCGCCGUCAAGGUCCUCAACCUGGACGCGAUCAAUGACACAAUGGAAGCUUUUUACAAUGACACUGAUUUGUUUAGUGAAGAGCCAGCGGAUGAGCGGAAGCCCACGUUCCUCCUCCCGUUGGAAGCAACCAGCUCCAAAAUGGUGCUACGUGGUCAGGUGCUGGAGAUGGAGUGCUUUGCCGAAGGACUUCCCACUCCUGAAAUCUCCUGGGCCAAAGUGAGCGGCGAACUCCCGGGCGCACGCGUCUCAUUCCUGCAUCACCAGAAAGUCUUGCGUAUCGUCAACGUGUCGGAGGCCGACGCGGGCGACUACCGGUGCACGGCAAGGAACCAGCUGGGCUCCGUCCACCACACCAUUCGGAUCACCGUCAAAGCCGCUCCAUACUGGAUCAGCGGCGCUCCCAGAAAUCUCGUCCUGGCCCCGGGAGAGAACGGGGUGCUCAUGUGCAGAGCCAGUGGCACAGCCAAGCCCAACAUCCAAUGGGCCAUGAAUGGCGUUCCCAUAGAGAACGCCCCGAAGGACCCCAGCCGGAAAGUGGAGGACGACACCAUCAUAUUCACCGAUGUGCAGAUGGGAUCCAGCGCCGUGUACCAGUGCAACAUCUCCAACCAACACGGCUACCUCCUGGCCAACGCCUUCGUUAACGUCUUGUCCGAGCCGCCCAGAGUGCUGACGCCGGCCAACGCGGUCUACCAGGUCAUCAAGAAUCACCGAGCCUUGCUGGAGUGCACUUCCUUCGGCUCGCCCAUCCCCAAAAUUACCUGGUUCAAGGAGAGUCGUUCCGGCACGCUAGACGCCGAGACUUACGAGGAGCACGACAACGGCACUUUGGAGAUCCGUGUGGCUCAGCCGAGGAAUAGCGGAAAGUACACCUGCGUGGCCCGCAAUUCUCUCGGUAUCUACGAGAAUCACGUGUACCUGGAAGUCAAAGAACCGACCCGGAUCCUGAAGCAGCCCGAGUACCGAAUGGUGCAGCGUGGCAAGUCGGUUGUGUUUGAAUGCAAAGUGAAGCACGACCCCUCCCUCGUGCCCACCAUGACGUGGCUCAAGGAUGACGGAGAACUCCCCGAUGACGAGAGAUUUGUGGUGGACGCCGACAGCCUGACCAUCGCCGACGUGAUGGAAAGCGACGCCGGCGUGUACACGUGCAUCAUGAACACAACGCUGGACCACGAUUCGGCCAGCGCCGAGCUCACCGUUGUCGAGCGGCCGGAACCACCGAGCGACCUGGAGCUGACGGACCACAAAAAGAGAAGUGUUCAACUCACCUGGAUUCCUGGCGACGAGCACAACAGUCCUAUUGAGAAAUUUUUGAUCCAGUAUGAAGACUCUCUCCACCACCGCAGAGGACACUGGCACAACCUUACCGAGGUUCCCGGGAGCAAGACCACAGCUCACCUGAAGCUGUCGCCCUACGUUCAUUACACCUUCAGAGUCCUUGCUGUCAAUUCCAUGGGUGUCAGCCGACCCAGUUUCCCCUCCAAGAUGUAUAAAACCGACCCCUCAGCUCCAGAUGAGAAUCCAACAGAUGUGCAUGGAUUUGGGACUGAACAUGAUAAUCUUGUCAUCUCAUGGAAGCCAUUGUCAGGCCUCCAGGCCAACGGGCCAGGGCUCCAUUACAGAGUGAUGUGGAGACAAAAGAUGAUGGAAACCGACUGGAUCACGGCAACCGUAGCCAACAACUCCAAGUUUGUCGUGUCCGGAACGCCCACGUUUGUUCCGUAUGUGCUCAAAGUUCAAGCCGUGAAUGACUUCGGCGCAGCGCCUGAGCCCGCCGUUGCCUCCGGCCUUUCUGGAGAGGAUCUUCCGAUUGCCGCUCCAGCAUCCGUGCAGGCGUACGUGCUAAACAGCACCCUGGCGGAAAUCCACUGGGAUCCCGUGCCUCCAAAACUAAUCCGCGGAUACCUCAAAGGCUACAUGGUGUAUUAUUGGCGAGAGCGUAGUCUGCACAAACACAACCCCCAUCACACGGAGAAGCAGAUCUUGACCUUCAGCGGCAACCACAGCAAAGGAAAGCUGCCUGGCCUGCACCCCUUCAGUGUGUAUUCGUUUAACGUCAGGGUCUAUAACGGCAAAGGAGAAGGUCCCCCGAGUCACAACCAGCAGUUUGAGACCCCCGAGGGAGUGCCCGGAGCGCCGACGUCCCUGACGGUCACCAACUCCAAUUUGGACUCUUUAAGCCUUGAGUGGAAGCCUCCUCGGGACCGGAAUGGACUCCUGACAGGUUACACCCUCAAAUAUCACCCGGUCAAUAACUCCAAUGAGCUGGGCCCAGAGGAGGAGCUGGCCCUGGCCGCCAAUGAGACCUCGGUCACUUUGCCCAACCUCAAGUACAGCACGCGCUACAAGUUUUAUUUGAAUGCCAAAACACGCGAGGGGCCCGGCCCGGUUGUUACGCAGGAGGCCAUCACCAUCGUGGAUGAAGCGCCGGCGGCCAGUCCUUUUGGCAGCGUUAACUCCUCCAGGGGAGAGGACGGCACCCUGAUCAGUUGGGAGUACUGGGGCCCGGACAGAAACAUUUAUUUAGAAUACGUAGUGGAGAACAGUGAAGGCGAAGACGAGUGGCGCAAAGAGCCGGUGAACGGCUCUCAGAACUUUAUGCUCAAGGGCCUGAAGGAGGGCCUCUCCUAUAGGGUGCGCUUGGUGGCCCAAGGUCACGCCGACCAAGAGCCCCAUCGCUCCAAGGAGCUCACGGUGACGGUGCCAGCUGUGGCGAGCAGACAGGUGGACAUCGCCACGCAGGGUUGGUUCAUCGGCCUCAUGUGUGCCAUCGCCCUCCUCAUCCUCAUCCUCCUCAUCAUUUGCUUCAUCCAGAGGAACAAAGGAGGCAAAUAUCCAGUCAAAGAGAAGGAGGACGCGCACACAGACCCGGAGUUCCAGCCCAUGAAAGACGAAGACUGCACUUUUGGGGAAUACAGUGACAAUGAGGACCAUAAACCGUUAAAAGGGAGCCGCACGCCAUCGAGCGGGACGGUUAAGCGGGACGACAGUGAUGACAGUUUAGUAGACUACGGGGAAGGAGGCGACGGCCAGUUCAACGAGGACGGCUCGUUUAUCGGCCAGUAUAGCGGAAAGAGCGCCAGCCGGGACACCACCACCGGCGCUGAGGGCCUCGAAAGCUCUGAGGCGCCGUCCCCGAUUAAUGCCAUGAACUCCUUGAACUCCUUCGUGUAGCCUCACCAUCCAACAAUAAGGACAUGUAUGCGGCAUGGCGUAACCUUCACUGAGACGCUUUUAGGAAGGCGAAAACCGAAGGCCUUUACCAUUAACAUCCCCUCUUUGGACUAAAUAGACAUUUUCACCAGUAUGGUUUGGUUUCCAGUCUCUCCUUUUAGAAGUGGCUACCAUUUCUACCAACAGUUUUGUUUUUUCUGUUUGUAAGUUGCAAAAUUGCUAGCUUGCUAUCAGAUUCGUUAGCACACAAACUAGCUAUCUGUACGUAGCAAAACAUAACAAUUUUCCAGAAAACUGUAAUGGUAUUUUAGCAUUGCAACUGUUUGGCUAGCUAAAUGCUAGCCAGCAUACAAAACUUUGUACACAUUUUUGCUACCUCCAUGGUGUGUUGUUUUGGGGUUCGUUUUGUUAGCUCGCUAGCCUACUUUUCAUUCAGUUAGCGAAAAUACUUUGCGGUGCUCAGGGAUGGGGGCGCCAAUGGACCAGUACCCCACCAAAAUAAUAAUGGUACUGUCCAUCCGUCAUCUUCCAUAAACCAGGAAGCAGGUUGCCACCUAAAAGUGGAUACAAAUAUGGUGAUAAACAUGACAAAGCUUAUGAUGACCCAAGACUUUUUUUCUCCGUAUUAAGCGAGAGAAUCACAGGCAUGCUAGUCGAUUGUUGCAUCAUGAAUCGUGGCAUGGCAUGUCCCCAUCCAAAACCAUGCACACCCCUGCCCCAAUGUGCGCCUUAAUUUGACUUUUGCUAAUUGAUGUGCUAGUGCCUUUACUUCAUGCUAAGGGCCGUAUUACAUUUAUGACAAAACACGCUGGGACAUCAAGCUAGUGCUGUCUUAACUAAGCCUUGUUGCAUGAGCUGAUGAAGUCUAAUUUCAAUUGAUUGAAAGAAAUAUUUGGAUGAGUAUAAAGAUAGAGGAUUUGGGGAUACAUUUUAUGGAAAUCAAACAAACCUAAUAUGUAAAAUAAUAUUUUAACUCCGUUACAGAUUUUCCUCAGCAGGAUUGAGUUGUCUCUGCCAAUGUAAUAAGAUUUUUGCUUUUACGAGUUUUGUUUUGUCAUUGAGGGCUGGGUCUACGGGGGAAAAUUUGGCGCCGAUUUUUUUUCAGGAUAAGCAGCACACUUUCUUAAUUGCUUGAUUGAGUUGUCAACGCAACGACCACAUUAAAAAUGAAAAUAUCCUGCAGCUUCCACACGUUUUAUCCAUUUUUUUUACAAUGAUAAUGUGUUGACUUGUACUAACGACGCUUCUUGAGAGCCUUUAUAUGGGAUCAAGGUUUCUUUUUUCUUAACUUGCAUCAAGUUUGACUUUUGUUUUUAUUAUGGUAUGGUAUGACUUGUAGAAUAUUUUGUUGAAAUAUGUAAAUAUACCCUUCAAGUGGAUUGUACAGGGCUUGCGAGGGAGGCGACGUGCAUGAUUUCUAAUGUUCAUAGGACUAUUAAAUGUAGAGAAUAUAUAUACAUAUAUAUAUAAAUAUACAGUAAUCCUUUUUUGCUGUGCAUUGUGUACAUACUUGAUGUUAUUCGGUAACAAACUGGACAGAGACAAAUCAUAUACGCCUGAUUUAAUUACUUUUUUUCCAGAUAUUGCUUGUCCGGGUGACACAUUUCUACACUGCCAAAAAAAAUGUUUUCAACAAUAUUUCAGCUUGGUUUUUUUUGUAUUUAAGAAACAAAUUUGUACUAACACAAUACUUCAGUUGUUUGUAUGUAAUUUCUUUUUGUUUUAGUUAAAGUAUGGAUCUUCAUACGGGAG
This is a messenger RNA of Syngnathus typhle (broad-nosed pipefish), 5918 nucleotides long. Its product is annotated as neuronal cell adhesion molecule-like. The record is from RefSeq and is a predicted model, not a curated record. The transcript is spliced from 29 exons. Gene Ontology annotation, molecular function: cell-cell adhesion mediator activity. Lineage: Eukaryota; Metazoa; Chordata; Actinopteri; Syngnathiformes; Syngnathidae. Gene Ontology annotation, biological process: brain development; cell-cell adhesion. The coding region runs from base 93 to 4166 and encodes 1357 amino acids.